AUGGCCUACCUACUGCUGUACGUCGACGACAUCAUCCUGACGGCCUCCACUGCUGGGCUUCUUCGACAGCUCACCGACAGUCUUCGCGCUGAGUUCGCGCUGAAGGACCUUGGCCCGCUCCACUACUUCCUCGGCAUCGAGGUUGUCCGGCGUGUGGACGGGUUCUUCCUUCAUCAGCGGAAGUACACCCACGAGCUUCUCGAGCGUGCAGGGAUGCUUAACUGCAACCCUGCACUUACUCCUGUCGACACGAAGGCCAAGCUCUCCGCCGGUGAUGGGUCGCCGGCGUCCGACGCGCUGUUCUACCGCUCCAUCAUCGGUGCUCUCCGGUACUUGACGUUGACGCGCCGGAGCUCUAGUACGAUGUGCAGCAGGUGUGCUUGCAUAUGCAUGCUCCUCGGGAUGCUCAUUGGGCUGCGGUGA
Lolium perenne is the source of this 423-nucleotide messenger RNA. The record is from RefSeq and is a predicted model, not a curated record. NCBI's taxonomy places the organism in Eukaryota, Viridiplantae, Streptophyta, Magnoliopsida, Poales, Poaceae.